Endocarpon pusillum Z07020 is the source of this 570-nucleotide messenger RNA. RefSeq lists its product as uncharacterized. Gene Ontology annotation, cellular component: EMC complex. The coding region runs from base 1 to 570 and encodes 189 amino acids. Gene Ontology annotation, biological process: protein folding in endoplasmic reticulum. NCBI's taxonomy places the organism in Eukaryota, Fungi, Ascomycota, Eurotiomycetes, Verrucariales, Verrucariaceae. The transcript has 3 exons. The record is from RefSeq and is a predicted model, not a curated record.
AUGGGCGUAGGAAAACAAAGCUCACCACCCCCACCUCCUCCCCGAUGGGCUGUUGAGCUCAACAAUCCUCCCCCGUCCCGGCCAAAGAACACUUCCAAUAUCCCAGACCCCCCCGGCUUCUCCGCGCAGAGAGCUAUUGGCGGCAAGCAGAAAACCUCGCAACUUCCAGCCCGCAAGCCUCCGACGCAGGAGGAAACCGAUAUCUUAAAGCUCAAAAAGUCAUGGGAGAUAGCUCUUGCGCCGGGCAAGCAGCUCCCUAUGCAAUUGAUCAUGUCUUAUAUGAGUGGAAACUCUUUACAGAUCUUUUCAUUGAUGAUGGUUGCCAUGCUGUUCAAAGGGCCAUUACAAGCAAUCGCCGCCACCAACUCUACAUUCACCAAGCUUGAGACAGAGGGUAACAAGGGCAAAAUGAUUUUAGUCAAGGCAACUUUUGUCGGAAUGCAAUUUAUGCUGCUUGCAUUAGGGGUAUGGAAGAUUGGUCAGAUGGGUCUGUUACCGACCACGCAAUCCGACUGGGUGGCAUUUGAGGGUGAGAGGAUAUGUCUGGAGAAAGCCUACUUUGCAACAUGA